Symbiodinium sp. CCMP2592 is the source of this 1140-nucleotide messenger RNA. Lineage: Eukaryota; Dinophyceae; Suessiales; Symbiodiniaceae. The record is from the annotation of a GenBank genome assembly.
AUGGGCAAAAAAUGGCCCGAUGCGGAAUGGCAAGCUUGGCGGUCAUCUUCUACAUCUCAAUAUGGCGGAUGGCACCAGCAGAAGGGCAAAGGGAAGACCAAGGAUGCCUCCAAGAACUGUUACCCGGGCCCCAAAGAGACCACGGCGGACACUCGGAAAGUGUCCUUUCCCUCGUUCGACAUGAUGCCGGCAGCGAGCGGUGCCAGCUCCAGAGCACCGGAGCGUGCCAGGGAGCAGAUGGAGAUCGACGAGGAAGCGAUCACUACAGGCCAGUUGGCCAGAGGUGUCCAGAAGUUGCUCAACAGCCUGCGGAAGUCCGAGGGACGAUCGAGAAAGAUCGAAGAAGAGCGCCGAGCACUGCAGGCGCAAUGGGCGACUUUCAAGCAGGAGCUGCAGCAGACCUUCGUGAAGGAGAAGAACCGUUUUCGAGAACGGAUGGAGCAGCUGAGCCAGGACCUUCAGGAAGCCGAGCAGACUCAAGAGGAAGCUCUGGCCGGACUCCAACUGGCCAUCGCGGAACCCCAGUCGAUGGUGAAACAGCGUGUGGAAGUCCCCGACAACACCGCUGCUUUGGAGGAGUUGGAUCAGUUGCUGAAGUCACCGGAGCAGCGACCCAAGCCGGGGCUGGCGGAUCUGCUCUCAGAGGUCCUGAAUGGUGGUGGCGACCAAGAAGCCCAACGACGACAGUUGCUAUCUGCACUUGCGGGCAGGCGGAACGGCGAGGCCUCACUCCACACCCCGCCUCGCAGGACACACGGCAGAGAGCCACGAACCCCGCAGGACCCGAAGACAAGCGCACCGACGGAAGCCAAACCGGCAACCACGGGCGAUCUCUACAGUUUCGAUGGGGCAGCUUCCAAGGGAACUCCUUUUCCUACGUCACCUUCUACCACUUCGGCAGCACCGAUCCCGGAAGGCAUCUCCAGGACACGUUCGCGGCCGGGGGCACGUAUUCCGGUGAAGCAACUGGGGCGUGGCCCAUCGAAACCCCGAGUCAGUGGAACCGCACUCGCGCAGAAAUUGGAGGCAAAGCGCAAGGAAGGAAUGGAAGUAGAAACCCUCAUGGACUCAGACGAGGACCAGGCGAUCGGCGACUUGGAGACGGAGCCGGAGGACAACACCUCGGGCUUGGUGGGGUGA